GUAUGAGUGAUGAAAGAGACUUUCCUGUUGGCGGAGAGAAGAAUUCCGUGAUACCCGAGAAAUAUACCUACACAGUGAAGACAUGUGAAGACGACUUUCGUCGCCUAUGCGUAGACGAUCACGAAGUUUUACCUGGACAGAUGAAGAGAAAAAGAGAUGAUCAGGUUGUAAACACUGCUGGUGGUUACGUUUUCGCUGUGAGUGAUGAGUCAAGAGUGCGAAGAUUCAUCAUUUUGGGAACUGCUGGAGGAACCUACUACAGCACGGAGCAAGAGCUUACUGUGAAAAAUGUUGAAGCUUUGAUCAAAAUAAUUGAGAAAGGUCGUGGAAGUAUCAUACUGAAGGAGAUUUACGAAGUAUCACUUGCGGGACGCAACCCUAAACAGGAUCCUCUACUGUUGGCGCUGGCCUUAUGUGCAAGGCAUGUUAAUUUUGUUAUUUAUGUUGUUCUUCAAGGUCGUGGAAGUAUCAUACUGAAGGAGAUUUACGAAGUAUCACUUGCGGGACGCAACCCUAAACAGGAUCCUCUAUUGUUGGCGCUGGCUUUAUGUGCAAGGCAUGUGUACAGCGUUUGCGACUCAGCUGCCAAAAAACCUCAAGGAGGCGAUGAUGCUGCUAAAGUGAGAAGCAAAUAUCUGAACGAGCUGCAUAAAUCUGCCUUCGGCAUUGUGAAUGAGGUAUGCCGCAUUCCAACUCAUUUGUUCACUUUCGUCAAGUAUUGCGAGAUGAUCUCACAAGCCACAUUGGCCGAAAAAGAGAAGAAAUCAACUGGUUGGGGUCGCCUUAUGAGAAGCACAAUUCAGCACUGGUAUUCAAGCAAAAGCCCCGAGCAACUCGCUAUGCACCUUACCAAAUAUCCACAAAGGGGAGGUUGGUCGCAUCGGGAUCUCUUCCGCCUUGCUCAUCCGAAGCUGAAGAAAGAAGCAUUCCCUGAGAAACUUUUGGAAUAUGAGCAAUUGUACCACUUUGCCGUAAAAGGAGAGUUGAACCCCCGAAAGCGAAAUCUCUCGAAGGAGGAUGCGGAGCUCGAACAACCGGCAAGUAAAUACAGUGCCCUUCAAAUGGAUGUUGAGCUCGGGAGCAGGGCGCUGGACCUAAUAGAAGCGGUAAUGGCUCUGAAAAACGAGAAGGAUGAGGCGAAGAUUGUUGAGGCUAUAAAGAAACACAAUCUGGUGCGUGAGCACAUACCAACGGAGAUGCUCAAUUCAGUCCCGGUUUGGCAAGCGCUCUUGGAAAAAAUGCCAAUGACUGCAAUGAUUAGGAACCUAGGCAAAAUGCAGUCAAUCGGUGUCUUAACAGAUAAAUAUCGCGACAUGGUAGUCACAAAACUCAUCAAUGAAACAGAACUGAAGCAAGCGAAGAUCCAUCCAAUCCAGGUUCUCUUGGCCAAGAAAGUUUAUGCGAGUGGCCAUGGUGAGAGAGGUAAACUGCAAUGGAAACCGGACGAAAAGAUUGACCAAGCUCUGGAAGAGGCCUUCUACAAAUCAUUUUUCAACGCUCCACCCACAAACAAACGAUACUGUUUCGCUUUCGAUGUUUCGGGUAGCAUGACCUGUUUGAUCUCUGGUACGAUGUUAUCAUGCCGUGGUGCGUCCGCUGCUCUUUCUCUUGUUAGUCUGAAGAACGAGAAAUCUGUGGAGUGUGUCGGGUUUUGCGAUCAUUUGGUUGAGCUACCAUUCCGCGGAGAUUGGACACUUUCCAAAAUUGAAGAUUACAUGGAUAAAUUACCGUUUGGGAACACUGAUUGUGCUCUACCGAUGUUAUGGGCGAAAGAAAAAAAGAAAGAGUUCGACGUCUUUGUGGUCUACACUGACUGCGAAACGUUUUUCGGUGAAGUUCAUCCUUACCAAGCGCUUCGUGAUUAUCGAGAAUCAUCCGGAAUUACUGACGCCAAAUUGGUCGUUAUGGGAAUGACAGCUACCAAUUUCACUAUCGCAGAUCCAGAGGACGCUGGCAUGUUGGACAUUGUCGGAUUUGAUUCAGCUGUUCCUACUUUACUUCACGACUUUGUCACUGGGAAGCUUUAA
Haemonchus placei is the source of this 2027-nucleotide messenger RNA. Lineage: Eukaryota; Metazoa; Nematoda; Chromadorea; Rhabditida; Trichostrongylidae. The record is from the annotation of a GenBank genome assembly.